GUCGGUUCUUCUACCGGCUCUUCGCAACAUUGAGAUAACUAGAUAAGCCUUGUUCAAGUCUUGUGGCGGUGGUAAGAUGGUACCCGGUCCAGGGUACCACCCACUUCCGAAACUCUACACGGCACGCGAGCGGAUCCUCGACAUCAGUCAGACUCAGUCAUGAGGUGGAUGGUCCACAGUUCACUUCCGCUGAAAGAAGCUUCUUUCUCGGCAGAGCAUCGCCUUCUGUAAUCGUGAGAUAUUCUGUCAAUGUCAAGGUGAAAUCGGUAGAUAGUGUUACUACAAUCUUGUGCGCUGUGUUUUAUUCUUCCGGAUUUUAUAUGUACUUUCGUAAGCUGGACUAUGCUCCUGAGGAUCAAUCUAAAACAAUCCGGAGGCGGGAAGCCGGAGAAAUCGAUAUCAACGAAAGCGGAAGUGGUAGAUUUGCAGGAAGUUCGAUAGCUUGAUCCCAGAAGCCGAAAAAGGUUCAAAAGAACAUCAGGAUGUCAUGCUGUGAUGAAGGUUUCCGAUUGGUAGGGACGCCUUCUGUGUGUUCCAUGAGAAGUAAGGCUCAAAUUGAUGCUCUUUUUGAUGAGCUGAGGUCCAUCUGUAGUUCCACCCCCGGAGGAUGGCAUCAUGCGAUGAUGUCCGCCGGGGUUGUUCCGGAUUCCUCGGAUCUCAGUUCCGAGGAACAAAUGAAGAUCAACAACGCCGUCCAGGCUCGAAUCGAAGCAAUGUUCGCUUCUGUGGAGGCCGAAAGCGGAACACCUGGAGAAUGCGCUGCAGCGAUUUUACCGGUAAAAUACAUGGGAGCAGCUCCUGUGGGGGGUCGAGUGGCAAGUGUUCGAGGUCUUCAGGAACCACUUCGCCAAUUAUUGGAACGAAUGGUCGAAACGACCGACGCAGAAUUAGAGGUUUCCCGAAGAGGAUUGACUUAUCGAUUUUCGGAAACAUGUGAGAAAAAUAAUCCCUUCAGGCGAAUUGCUGUUUGGAGUGCGUUGAGACUACGAUCGAAGAAGACAGCAAACGGCUUUCAUCACGCCUUCAUGCCGCUGGUCGGCGAUGAUUCAAAUUUGGGAGGUGAAGAGAAGCACUCUGACCUUUACCGGACCAUGCGUGGUUUGAGUAACGAGGUCGAAUGUUAUCCCCCAAUUUUUGCGGUUGUAAUGAGACGACCUGGGGUCGCCAGGCUUCUUGAGUGCCACGCCUUUGCUUGUCAAACUGAAGAAGAUGCCGUGGCAGCAGCUGCCACGCUGUACCGAGCACUAGUUGCUGAUUUGGAUGCCAACAGGAGAAGACCCCGACACACGAACGGAGUUGGUUGUGUAUCUCUUGCAUCUGUAAUUUCGAGCGCCAGAGAACCAAGUUUAUCAAGUAAAAUUAUGAGUGGACGUCAUUCACCACCUCCGCGACCCAAGGCUCCGCAUCCGGUUAGGCCACCCAGGUCGAAAAAAAGUUCGGUAUCCAGCGCCACUGAAGAAGAAACCCAAAAACCAAGCGUCCUCGAAAAAGCACCUCGAAGAAAGAAGAGGGUCACUGAAAUAGAUCCUGAAGAUGUUUUAGAAGCCAGGAAUCGAAAGUACUCAUCAACAUCCAAGGACUCAGAUAUCGUGACCAUAAAAAAUGAGAAACGACGGGAUUCUACAAAUGUGGAAACACAGCUAAACGAAGAAAGGAUGAACAAUAGAAAUAAAAUGUAUGGAAUAAAAUCAGCAAAUUCCGAACAGGGGAUCGAACUUGAAAUACCUAGAGGUCAAGUUGAGAUAAUUUACGAUCAGGGAGGAGAAAAUCACUAUAGUCGGAAGUGCAAUGACUAUGAGAGAUUGCCUCUUAAAAGCAAGAAUUAUGAUAUCGUCGAUAAUUCACAAAAGAGAUGCCGUCGUGACAAAAAUGAAAGUGUAUGCAAUGAAGACACUUCUGGGACAGAGGAGAGGAUUUAUGAGAAGAAUCAAGGAUUUUAUGAUCUUAAUCGAUCAGCAGCUAAGAAUUGUCAGAAGAUUGGCCAAAGGGGUAAAUACACAGCAGCCCAAGAUUCGGCUCAGCUUUACAAAGUCUCAGAGAAGAAAGAUUUAGAAAAGAAAGAUCCAGAGUAUAAAAGUCGAGAGAACUCUAUUUACGAGAAGCUGCCUAGAAGCAGAGGAUGUAGUCGAGAUAGACCCCACGAGGAACACCUGAGGGAUGCUGAUAAGAUCUACAGCCUGGGUCAGGAAGAGAUCUACACUCCCAGGAAGUCAGCAAAGAAUGAUAAGAAUCAGACGCAAGGAAACUCACCCAUCAACAGGAACGCGAAUAACAUUCCCCAAAAAGAAAACCGGAGUCAAAGGGACAGAAAUACUGAUGAAAGUAUCUACCUGAGUCGACAAGGUAGCCGAAUUUCUACUCUUGAUAAGCCUGUCAAGAAGCAACUGCAAGAUAUCAAUUCUAACCUUCCUCAAUGUUGCCAGCGAACUAGACGAAGAAGCAGAGCGGGAAGUGAACCUCCAGUCAGCAAGUCUGAAGAUGCCUUGAAAGAUCUGCAAGAAAUAAAAUUAAAAAGAUCCCAAAGUGACAUAGAUGUGGAUAAAGGUGACUUGAUGACCCGGGUGGAACUCCCAAGAAGAGGAAGUUUCCUCAAACCAGGAACGAUCAGAAAACCAAACACCAUGCCAGGUGGAACCCCGUUAGGAUUUACAGAAUUAUUCGAUGAAUUUCGAAAUCAAGAAGGGCUGACGAGUGUUGAUGAUAUUCUAGCAGCUAUAAUCGAUCCAGAGGGAAUGUCUUUUAACGACUUGAAGCCACUCUACAAAGAGUUUCUCUUGAAACUCGCAUCCACCUUGACCCAGGAUGAGCUGUACCAAAGGUCAGCCAGUAUAAUGAGAAGGCGUCGGCGUCCCCAGAGGCGUCGAUCGACCAGUCGACCUUCCCUCCUGGGUCGGGCGAUCAAAAGGUCAGUUUCGAGACUCAAAGGCGGUCCCACGGAAUUCACUUCGGUCAUUUUUCCGGCUCGCAAAUUGAAUGACAGUUUUGGAAGCAGCUCGUCCUGUGAUGUCAGGAAUAAUAACAGAAAUCGGGUUCUCGCGAGCAGGCUGAGCAGAAGAAGAUCGUCUUGGCGAAGAAGCAAGGGCGGAGUUGGCCAAACCACUUCUGAAGACAGUGAUACUUGCAGACGAUGGAGUCGCAACGUAGGGGCAAAUAGAAGCAGCAGCGGGUACGUGAGCUGCAGUGAAUGCAGCUACGAUUCGGAAACUUGUACCUGUGUCUCAGCAGACAAAUGUUACUGCUCUCUACCUCGCAAGGAUCCCGUUCCCAAAACACUCGUUUGCUCUUGCGAUACAGACAGUUGCUCUGAAAGCAACAAGUGUUAUUGUCCCAGUCGUACUGUUCAGCCAACGAUUUUAGAGCAGUUGAGACAACGAGGAAUCGUCCCAUCAGAGAGCACUAUCAGUCGAGGUGGAAGUUCUGACAGAGCAAAGACAUCCAGAACGAGCAGAAGUCUUGCUUCUUCAAAAAGCCUCGAGUUUCUCAAGAUAAGACCCUCCCCAAAUCGAGGAAGUUCUGACAAUCUCGCUCUCGACUACGAACUCUUCAGUCCAGGAAGAAAGUCCCAAAACUCUUCGGGCAGCGAAAAAGUGUUGGUAGUCAGUGCGAGAGAUCUCCAUGGAAAUUUGGUGUACGUGGGAGGCACAGAACGGCAUAAAAAAUCAGCCAAAGCUUGCCAGAGUAAAGCCAGUUUACACCACGAGGCACUCUCGAUCAAGAAAAGUGCAGAAAUCGCUGCAGUUUUCGGUGGAUGUGGUGCUCGAAGUGGCAGAAGAUCCAGCAAUGCUUCCAGUGUGCGAAGCUCGGUGAGCUUGGAAGCUGGAUUAGGAUAUUUACCAUAAUGCAGAAACUAAUCUGAAUCAAAAAAACGGGUAAAUGAUGCUCAGAAUUAACUCAUAGGUUUAAAAAUCAGAUAGGAUAUUCCAAAGGGCAUUGGAAACAAAUUUGAGAGAUUGUCAAUGUCCAGCGACAUAGAGUAGAAAUAUACCGACUUUAAAGUAACUAUUGAUCUUGCUGUUAGUGAGACUUUGUAUACCUCUAAAGAACAAUGUAAAAGAUAAUUUAAUAACUGUUAUUUUUUUCUAUUUUGUUGUCAACACUACUGCGUUUACCUGCUACGUUGAACCUGAUUAGUGAAAAUGUAAAGUACCUUAGGGGCCGUGCAAUAGUUUAUAAAAAUAGAAAGUAAACCGAAUACGAGGUAUUUGCCGCAACUCAGUGCGAACAAUCAAGUUAUUAAAAAUAUAUUUACAUGUUAUAUUUAUAAUUCAGGUACAUCAUGUUUUCAACUGCUUAUAAACUCUUCAUCCAUUUUGUGAAACUUGUCUUUGUAUUCCUCAGGCACUUCAAUCUCUUUUAAAUUGUCGACUCCUAUUUCCUCCUCCGUCCUGAUUAAAACAAUGUUCGUUAAAAAUAUCAAUAAAUUAUUUAUCACGGUUAUUAUACGCCCAUCAAGUUAGUUUACCUGAUUAAAAUGUCAACGAGGUUCUCACAGGCAAGUAAGACAACUUUGUCUUUUUCCCAUUUAUGUAACUCUCUGAGUAUGACAUACGCAUUCUUUUCUCUGAGAUACUCACGUCCUUUUUUUGAUGCACACAAUUGCGUCAAAGAUUCCAGUAACAUUAAUCUGACGGGAAAAUAGGAAUAAGAGUAUCAAGGACCAACUAGGCAAUAAGUAUUUUUUCGACUUGCGUAAAAAAAUGUCGAGGAAGUUAUAUGUAUUUGAAUUUUGU
This is a messenger RNA of Belonocnema kinseyi, 4730 nucleotides long. RefSeq lists its product as uncharacterized. The record is from RefSeq and is a predicted model, not a curated record. Lineage: Eukaryota; Metazoa; Arthropoda; Insecta; Hymenoptera; Cynipidae. The transcript has 9 exons. The coding region runs from base 483 to 3839 and encodes 1118 amino acids.